This is a messenger RNA of Trichoderma virens Gv29-8, 1806 nucleotides long. RefSeq lists its product as uncharacterized. Bases 1 to 1806 code for a protein of 601 amino acids. NCBI's taxonomy places the organism in Eukaryota, Fungi, Ascomycota, Sordariomycetes, Hypocreales, Hypocreaceae. The record is from RefSeq and is a predicted model, not a curated record. The transcript has 5 exons.
AUGAGGCCCAUCAUCAGCUUCAUCCUCCUUGCCUUUGUCACAACCACACACCAAGCGGUAUCCAAACCUGCGCCUCCUCGAGUUGAUUUGGGUUAUGCCGUCUACCAGGGUAUCUACAACACCACCGUCAACCUGAACAUAUUUAAAAGCGUCCGAUAUGCUGCUCCGCCAGUGGGCAAGCUGCGAUGGCAAGCUCCCCGAGAACCCCCAAAAGCCACGACCCCAAAUCGCGUCGUUCCGGCCGUUGAUCAGCCUCCCUGGUGCCCGCAGUCAGGAGCCUUUGGCGUGCCUCUGAUAUACGGCUUCAACUCCAACCUCGGCAAUGAGGAUUGUCUGUAUCUCAACGUCUACGCUCCGCCGCAAGCCGAGAACUUGCCCGUCUUUGUUUGGAUCCAUGGCGGCGGUUAUUCCGUCUUCUCCGCCACUUACGACCCCAGUUCCAUGAUGAGGACCAACAACAACAGCUUCAUCGUCGUCGAAACCCAGUAUCGCCUGGGCGCAUUCGGCCAGCUAGCUUCAGCCGAUGUUCAUCAACACGGCAAGCUCAAUGCCGGACUCCUGGAUCAGCGCUUCGCCCUCGAGUGGGUGCAAAAGCACAUUUCCAAGUUUGGCGGCGACCCAUCGCGCGUGACUCUGGGCGGCGAAUCGUCUGGUGCUGGAUCUGUCAUGUAUCAGUCGUUGGCGUAUGGGGGUGAAGAGUCUGGGCUCUUCAACAACCUCAUCUUGGCAAGCACUUACGUUCCCCCAAUUUACCCCUUCAGCCACCAUAUUCCCACCAGUCACUACAACGACUUUGCUGAAGCCGCUGGCUGUGGACAGGGCUCUGCUGCUCUGAGAAAGCACUCGAGUGUAUUCGACUGCCUCGUCGCCGCCGACACCAACGUCCUGCAAAAUGCUAGCGGCCUCGUAUCGACUUCUACGGGCUAUUUUGGGAGUUUCGCCUGGCUCCCAGUCGUCGACGAGGACAUGAUCCAGCAACGGCCCUCGGAACAGCUUCAGUGCGGCAAAGUCAGCGGCAAGCGAGCUUUGAUCGGAACCAAUGCAAACGAGGGCGUCCCCCUGACGAAUCCCAACAUCACCACCAAGCCGGAAUUCGACGCCUUCAUCUCCUCCACCCUCCCUUUCCUCACCCACGCCGACAUCCUAUCCCUCAACCGCAUCUACGACACGGCCACCGCCCAGCCGGGCGACAACGGAACCCGCUUCGACACAUACGGCGACGUCGGCCCUACGGCAAACACCGUCUCGGGAAUGGCCACGGGCAUCCAGCAGACGGCCUUCAACGUAGCCGCCGAGUCCAUCUUCCACUGCCCGUCGCAAUGGAUCGCCGAAGCCUUCAGCUCGCCGACCUCAGGGCGCCGCGCAUGGAAGUACCAGUACUCGCUCGACCCGGCGUACCACGGCGCGGAUCUCGGCGCCUACUUUGCCAGCAACGGCUUCCCGAAUCCUGGUUUCCAGCACAGCUUCCACAGGAUAUGGGGCAAUUUCAUCGUCGGAGGCAGUCCUGUUAUUUCCGUCGACGACGCAACUGCGGGAGCCGAGAAUGCCACGGUGCCUGUUAAUGCCAGCCACCCGGGGAUGGUUUCGUGGCCGCAGUAUAGCGAGCAGAGCCCAACGUUUAUGAAUCUCAAUACGACGGGAGGUGAGGUGUCGUUGGUGACGGUGACGGACGAGCUGAGCUACUAUGUGCGCCAUGGAGAAGGCAUCGUCAAUACGUUUCGCCUGGCUAAUGGGAGGAGCUGGGAGGGUGGACGUGGGGAGAGAUGCGGAUUCUGGCGAGCUGUUGCGCCAAGAGUGCCCAACUAA